Messenger RNA from Odontomachus brunneus, 519 nucleotides. RefSeq lists its product as uncharacterized. Lineage: Eukaryota; Metazoa; Arthropoda; Insecta; Hymenoptera; Formicidae. The annotation marks the transcript as partial. The record is from RefSeq and is a predicted model, not a curated record. The transcript is spliced from 2 exons.
UGUCCUGUGCUGUCUGGGAUAUAUGCUUCAUUUACAUUUGUAAAACGACAGAAUGCGGAUAUGUGCAAUCAAAACGAUCAGAUAAUGCAAAUCUUAAAAGUCACUAACAAUUCCAUUGCAACAGUACCCACAUUUAAUCAGCUUCCACAGUUACCUUGCAUUCUACUACUAGCAACAUUUGAAGAUGUUACGCGAUUAGAAGAAUACCUUAAAAAGGAAGAAAAUAUUUCUACUCUGACUUCUUAUUUGUCGACAAUUGGAGGUCGCGGAGAUGCAACAUCAAUAACAAAUAAUAUACUUCGUCGGAUUCUUUCGGAUAAGUUUGCAUCGUUUUAUAGCUUCUUGGGAAAGCGAAAUAAUAAAAAGUCCUUUGCAAAAUUGAAGCUCAACGAUGUAGUGAUCACAUCUGUUCAAAAGGCAUUACUCAGUAGUACGCAACAUGAAAUAGAAAACUGCGUAAAGGUAUGGUUAAAACACGCCCCGCAACGGUCUUCUCUUAAAGCGAAUAAGAAUAAUUAA